AGUUGAGUUUUGAGCUUCGAUGAGUUCGGUUGCACAUCUAUCGCUGUCGCUUGGGCCAAGCUCUUGAGCCCAUGUUGUUCUGUUGAACUCGUAACGCCUGCGCGUGUUUUUCCAAAUGCAUUUUCAAAACCGAUUAGAAAUAGUUAACAUUAACGUUCACGAUUAAUAAACGCAAACAGCUACACAAAUUGCGCGAAAUAUACAAUAUUUGUGAUUUAACGGAGGUUUAGUGUGCACAGAUGUUUUAAUUGGAUUUGGAUUUGGAUUGUAACUCUACACUGAAAGUGCCUUUGUUAACAACUCAAUCAGCCCCAUCAUCUCCAUGCGUUGGAAACUGUAAUUCGUGUAAUUCGGUAGAAGUCGUCGAAAAGUUAUCGUGCAAACAAAUACUCGAUACGCUACAUAAGAUCCGAAAAUAGAAAAACCAAAAACUUAAAGCCCAAAAAAAAAAAAUAAAAAAGAAGCAAAUAAGCCGAUAGCCGACAAACAGUUGCCGCGUUGAACGUGUUGGCAUUUUAUUUAGUUUUGGUUACGUGGCUGGAGAUUCGUGCGGCUGCCGAAAAGAAAGUCACGACAUUAUCCAAAGCGGUUCAAAACGAGAUUUCCAAGAUUCUGCGCCGAAAGUCAAAGUUACAAGUUUACACAUUUUGGCCCGGUUCAACGUAUCUGUGUGUGUUCGAGUGUAUGUGUGUGCGUUUUUGUGUUUGUGUGUGCCACUUUAGAAAGUGAAAAUCGAGUGCAGUCGCAGUUUGAGCCACAUUCGGUCAAACCUGCCUCUGGGGCGCUGCAGCCGAAAGUGAAUUUGCUUGUAAACUUCAAUUAUAUUCGGCUUCAGUAGCUGUAUACUGUAAACUGGUAGACUGGUAGACUGGCAGGCUGAAGACUAGCUACUUGACGUUACUUCUUCUGGCCAUUCAUCGAUAAUCCAUCUGUAUUUGCAUCCACGUCCAAAAACAAAAGUUCAACAAUGGAGGCCGAAGAAAUUACAAAACUCGUUGAUGGCGUUUAUAGGAACAUACUCGAUCGAUUCAACCCGGGUGCCAGACAGCUAAUUGCAGCGGGCAAAAGUUACCUGAAGGCGUUGCAUGGUGCCGCAACUGCCUCGCGUCUAUUCAAUGAAGCAUUGGCCAAGAUUGCAAUGAAUGCGCAACAAAGCGGAACAGGCGAUAUUGGUUCAGCUUUGAUGAGCGUUGUAAAUGUUAACAAGGAGAUACAGGAGCAACAGAUGAAUAUUCUGAAAGCCUUCUACGUGGAUCUGUUGGUGCCAUUGGAGACAAAUUUGGAGAAGGACACAAAAGUGGUGCAGCAUGAGCAAAAGAAGUUCAUGCAGCAGCACAAGGUGCGCAUGGAGAGCUACCAGAAGGCUGUCUCCACAAUGAAGAAACAGCGCAAGAAAAAGGCAACGCCCGAGAAUACUGAAAAGGAGCUGAGAAGUCUGCAACUGUUGGAGGAUCAAAAGAAGAAGCUGGAUAUAUUCUGUGAUCAGAGCUAUAAGAACGCCAUGACACAGGAGCGUCGACGCUAUGGUUUCGUCUUGGAGCGUCAGUGCUCGAUAGCCAAGCACUGGAUGGCCUACCACACCACUGGCAAAACAAUAAUUGAUAAUAAUUUCGAAAAUUGGCAAGAAAUUGCCGCUUCUCGUGAGAUUAUACCGCCGGCCGCAUACGAAAGCGGCUACAGCAGCAGCAACAGCAACACAAGACGCCUCGAACGCAUCAAAGAUGCUGAGGAUGAACAAAUCAGUGGCGCUCAGCUGAAGAAGUCACGCAGCAUCGAUGCACCCUAUGGCGAUAUGCGCACCCUGCAUGAACGCGAUGGCGCCUUGGGAUCCACGCACUAUGCACAGAACUCGCUGCCCCGUGCCAAAUCCGAUUUUAAUCUGGCGCUGGUCGGCGCAGGACCCAUCACAGGCAGUAAACACAAAAUAAUUGAGGAGCCGCAUGGAGAGAUUGAGCGUGGGGAUCAGCGUCCGCUGGUGAAGGCGCUCUAUGCGUAUAUGCCAUCGGGGGAGAAUCAAUUGUCCUUCGAGGAGGGCGAUCGUUUGGCGCUUGUGGGUGCCAAAGCCAAGGGUUGGCAGUUUGGUGAGAAUUUGCGGACGCAACACUUUGGCUGGUUCCCAGUGGCUUACACCAAUGCGGAGAGCAUUGAGCUGGCGCCAUCUGGCGGCCGGCGUUAUGAGAACAUGCACAUGAGCUAUGACCGCAAUGGUGGUGGUGGCGCCACUGGCAGCGGCAGCGGAUUGCGCAGCAACUACCACGAACAACAUCAGCAAUACGAGGCGCAACUGGAUCUGAUGGAGAACGACGCCACCUAUCGGCGCCGACGCAAUCACAGCGCCGAGGAAUCAUCGCCUACACGCAUGUUCGGCGAUACCAUCAAACAGCAGAAGAAAUAUCGCUCCGGUUCGGCGGCCAAUCCACGUCCCGGUCCGCCACCCACACUGCCCGCACCAGUGCCCAAUGGCCAGAACCAGAGCGCCCGUAUGCUGAACAGCUCGCAGAGCUUCUGUGCCACCAAUGGUGUGCCGGCAGCCGUUGAGAGGCGCAAGCAGAAGCUGCUCAACGGAGCACAGAGCUCCAUGAGUCAACCACAGUCCACAAAGUCGGCGGCGGCUGCAAAGACGUCACUGCAUAGCAGCAACGACAGCGGGUUCGCCAAUGAGCCACCGCCACAGCCGGAGGUGGAUUACUCCGAUGAGGAGGCAUCCACACAACGUGUGCCCAUUCGACGACGCGCGGAUACGAAUACGCAUACGGUGCCACGGGAUGUGGCCUCCUGGACGCUGAGCCGUAAUUUCCGCAAUAGCGUCGACAGCCAGAUUGAUGAUAAGAGCCUGAAUCGGUUGGGUGGCAAGAUGCGUUACGAUCUGAUCGCCUCGGACGAUGAGAUACUGCAGGCAUCGAGUGCGGGCCUGAAGCGAACCAAAUCAUUUUGGAAAUUUGGCGGCGGACGCAGCGGCGAGGAUAUUCUCGCCGGCAUGUCGCUGUGGCAGCAUCGCGAUCUGGUCGCCGCACCCAAUCUUGAGGAGUUGCGUGCCGAGGAGCCGCGCUCCGAUGAGGAUCGGGAGCGCAAUGUACACACGAAUGCCAAUGGCACUUUAACCAAGUCGCACAACUCCAGUUCGUCGCAGGAGAAGCGUGGUCGGAAGGAUAGCAUUACCAGCACCGAAAUCUAUGGCGAUGAUGAUGACAACAUCUAUGGGAUUAGUCCAGCAAUGCCGCCACAACAACAACAACAGCAGCAGCAGCAACAACAGCAGCACCAGCAGCACCAGCAGCAGCAAGUGCAACAGAGGAGCAGCGGCUAUACGCCCAAAUCACGCAUGAAGAUUAUGAAGACCAUUGAGAUUGAUAUUGAAGAGCCCUCGGAGAGCGAACGCUUGAGCACAAUGCGUCGUGGCCAGUCGCAAAAUCAACACCAACAUCAACAGCAGCAGUCGGAAUAUGGCCAUGGACAUCGCAAGCUGGACAAACAGGGAUCUAACUCUGCCUCUGCUUCCUCCACGCCGCAGCAAAAGUCGCAGACGCUCAGCAGAUCCAAGCCAACACAUCAGCAACAUCAACAGCAACAACAACAUCAGCAGCAACAGCAGCAACAAUUACAACAACAACAGUUUCCACUUCAUUCGACGGAUGAGGGUGAAAGCGAUGAGCAUGGAACACUCAAGUUGAGCGAUGUCAACAACUUUUUUGAUGAUAUGCAGCAUGAUGCCGGUGGCAAUCCAACCAGUGGCAAUCAUCAUGGAAUGGUGAUGAAGACACUCAAGCGCAAGGAUAUACUCAAGCAGUAUUACACUAGCGAGGAUGAGUCCGAGGCAGAGAUCAAGUCAACCAGCUCCGAUCCCUAUGAUUGCAUUGUCAUCAACGAUCAUCUGGUGCGCAAAGAUGACAAGCUGAGACGUCAGCAUCAUCAUCAUCAGCUACAGCAGCAGCAACAGCAGAUGGAGUUUCACACAUUUCGCUCGUCCACAUCGACAAUGGCAACGAAUACGCUAAAAAAGUCCAACUCCAAGGAGCAGGAUAGCACACUGACCCGCAAUUCCACAGUCAAUGCGGGAGCACCCACAGCCACCAUCCUGCCCCGCACCCGCCUGCUCAAAUCCUCCUCCAGCAGUAACAACAACAAUCACAAUAACAACAACAACAGCAGCGCAACAUUGGAACGCAAUUUGAAAGCGCACGUGGGCAACAAGAGCUACGGCCCUUGGUACGAUUUCUGGGAUCAAGAGCAGCAUGGCCAGAAGCCCGUCAGCGGUAAACUGAAGUGAGGCAGAGGCAGAGGCAGAGGGAGAGGGAGAGGAAAAGGGAGUUGUGGUUUGGAUGAAGUGAGCCAUGUUGUGAGAGGAAGGAGUUGUAGUUUCGCCGUUUUCUUACCAGAGAAGAAAAUGCGCCGAGCGUGGCGGCGACUGAUUGAUGGCUUGAAGGGAGCAUGAGUUAAACUGUGCAGCUUGCAGGAGCCCAGAAAAACAAAAACAUGCAAUUCUUAAACAAAGUACAUUCAGACAAUUUCCAGAACUUGUUAACAGCCCGUGGAGUUAAGACCAAAUUUUGUUUUACACAAAAUAAUCAUAAUAUUUUUUAAGGCCACCCGAUUCGGAUUCCAAUAAUAUUCCACUUGUUCUUUGGUUAGUGGAAUUGGGUAGUAUUACUGAGCAUAUUCCGGUGAUUUUUUGUACAGGAAGGACGAUAAGUUGAGCUCUUUUUUUUAACUCUGCACACACACUCACACACACACAUCAAAUGCUGACUGCUUACUACUUAUGUAUAAACUCGCAAUGCGAGUAAAAUACUUCCAUUAUUUGGUGCCUUGCAUAACGCACCGUUUUAAGAAAAAUACAUAAACCAUAUACACAUAAAUAAAUAUAUACAUAUAUAUACAUAUAUAUAUUAAAUAUUUUUUGCUUUAGACUUAAGAUCUUGCAUCAUGUUACAUUAUUUGAGCACACACACGCAAACACAUCCA
Molecule: messenger RNA, 4962 nt
Organism: Drosophila grimshawi
Lineage: Eukaryota; Metazoa; Arthropoda; Insecta; Diptera; Drosophilidae
Gene: IRSp53
Product: brain-specific angiogenesis inhibitor 1-associated protein 2
Exons: 12
Coding region: 968-4267 (1099 amino acids)
Biological process (GO): actin crosslink formation; actin filament bundle assembly; positive regulation of actin filament polymerization
Cellular component (GO): cytosol; nucleoplasm
Molecular function (GO): protein binding
Source: RefSeq, a predicted model, not a curated record